Messenger RNA from Triticum urartu, 1007 nucleotides. The record is from RefSeq and is a predicted model, not a curated record. NCBI's taxonomy places the organism in Eukaryota, Viridiplantae, Streptophyta, Magnoliopsida, Poales, Poaceae.
UUUCCAUCAUUUUGCGUUUUGCAGAGGGUUAUGAACGUCUAGCACGUGCCCGACUUGGCAUACCAGAAGUUGAAGAAGAUAUAUUUGCAGACGCCACAGAGAGUGGCCCGACUACCACGUCCUUACUGGAGAUGGACAGUGGUCCUUCAGCUGCCAAUACCUCUGCGACAACUGCUAUAGCAAAUGAUGAUGAUAAUAACUUUGACAUGUUCGGUGAAAAUGACGACACUGAUGUCAAUCCUGAUUCUGAUGCAAAAACUUUAGAUUCAGGUUCCAAUCCCGAGCCAGUACCACAAGAUGCUUCUGGAACCUCAGGUGCUGAAAAGGUUGGUAAUGGAAGUGCAGACUCAGAUUAUGUCUACGAUCCAUCGUCAGGUUACUAUUACAGCAGCAGCACAGGCUAUUACUAUGAUGCUGCAUCUGGGUGUUAUUGCGCUGCAUCUACAGGAACCUGGUACUCGUACGAUGAACAAUCAGGCACAUACACAGAAAUGCACGGCGAACAAACCGGCAUGCACAAAGAAGUAGAGGGAGAGGGGGUCAAGGAGUAGACGAGGUGUAACAGUUUGCCCCCAAGAUAGGUGGUUUCUACUCCCCAGUGUUUUGUUGAUGCGGUGUAGCUUCAGUAUGCAGUAGAGCUGUAGAGGCCCCCUGGAUCUCAACUAUCAUGUUGACGAGGAAAAGAGCUGGUUACUGAUGAUUGUAGGAUGUUAAUUGAAGUUCAUGCGAUCAUCCACGGAGCGUUUGCCCAGUUAUGAGUUGUCGUUUUUCUCUAACCAUUUGCCGACUGGCCCACCAUGUUCAUGCAGAAAGGAAACCUGUAACAUGUGUUAUGAUACAUCGCCCUUUGUGAAAUUGGAACCUCACUGUAACUUGUUGAACCAUAUACGUAGAAGUAGGAUGAUAGUUGGUCCUGAUUGAAGUUGCUUUGACAGAGAAGGUUUUGUAGCGCUGAAUGUUGCGUACUUGGCAUACCACGAGCACUUAAUUUUCUCUUCGUUGCUCUA